AAUAUCGUGAAAGGUGUAGCCAAGGAGGCCCUAAAUCACUGUUUAAGGUUAAUAUUGGUGUGUGUUUAGGGGGUGUGUGUUGUAGUUGUGGUUUGAAUGAAGGUAGGUCUGACAGGAACCUACACAUAAAGGUUGAAUGACGUCAGCAGCGGCUCCAGUCAGUAGGCAUCUCCUCCUCCUCCUCCCAGCUCUGCUGCUGCCGCUGCUGUUGGCCCCUGUGCAUCAGAGGUAAGAUUCAUACGCUGCUUCAUGUCUUAGAUAUGUCCAACGUAUCAACUGCUUUAUACAAAGUAGCAGGAUUUUUUAAAAGUUACUGAAGCCUCACUACUUGUGUCUCUGCAGGAGGACCUGCCAUCCCUUCUAUUGUCCUCCAGUCGGGAAUAACACCAUGGGGAGAUUAGAUGCGCUUCGGCAGUUUAAUUUGAUCAAAUGGCUCAGAGAGGAGAGACAGUCGAGGAAACUGAGUCUCUUUAUUGUUUUUGUCGCUCUGCUCUUGGAUAACAUGCUGCUGACUGUAGUCGUUCCCAUCAUUCCCAGCUAUCUGUACAACCUGGAUGAGUUGGCAGACGUGACACAGAACAACACCAUGUCACAGCAGAGUACUCCAGGAGCCUUCCACAGCAUUGUGUCCUUAUAUGACAACACCGUGAAGUCUUCAGGCUCCAAUACCACAGCCAGGUCCACUGACCUGGUCCCUACAGCCCCUACUGCUGCAGAGCUACCACCACACAAUUCCACCGACUGCCCCCAGGCCACCAGCAGGCUGCUCAAUGAGAAUGUCAAAGUGGGAAUGCUGUUUGCCUCCAAAGCCACCGUACAGCUGAUAACCAACCCCUUCAUAGGGCCACUUACAAACAGAAUAGGAUACCAACUUCCCAUAUUCGUUGGCUUCUGUAUCAUGUUUAUCUCUACUAUCAUGUUCGCCUUCUCAUCGAGCUACACUCUACUGUUUCUGGCCAGAUCGCUGCAAGGUGUGGGCUCCUCCUGCUCAUCUGUGGCUGGGAUGGGAAUGCUUGCAAGUGUGUACACAGAUGAUGAGGAGAGAGGUCACGCCAUCGGUAUUGCCCUGGGAGGUCUGGCAUUAGGAGUGUUAGUUGGUCCCCCGUUCGGCAGCGUGAUGUAUGAGUUUGUGGGAAAGACUGCUCCUUUCCUUAUUCUGGCUUUCCUUGCUUUGUUUGAUGGAGCUCUGCAACUGUUUGUUCUUCAGCCCACCAAGGUGGAACCAGAGAGUCAGAAGGGGACCCCUCUCUUGACACUGAUGAAGGAUCCAUACAUUCUAAUCGCAGCUGGUGCCAUUUGUUUUGGAAAUAUGGCCAUCGCCAUGAUGGAGCCAACGCUGCCAAUCUGGAUGAUGGAGACCAUGUGUGCCAGGAAAUGGCAGCUCGGCGUCGCUUUCUUACCAGCGUCCAUCUCCUACCUUAUUGGAACCAACAUCUUCGGUACAUUGGCGCAUAAGAUGGGGAGAUGGCUUUGUGCUCUCAUUGGAAUAAUGGUGGUUGGAAUCAGUGUAAUAUGUGUUCCAUUUGCCAAAAACAUCUAUGGUCUGAUUAUUCCAAACUUUGGUGUUGGUUUUGCUAUUGGCAUGGUGGACUCCUCUAUGAUGCCUAUAAUGGGCUACCUGGUGGACCUGCGGCACGUGUCUGUUUAUGGAAGUGUGUAUGCUAUUGCUGAUGUGGCUUUCUGUAUGGGAUUUGCUUUAGGUCCAUCUAUCGGAGGAUCCAUAGCUGAGAGUAUUGGCUUCCCCUGGCUGAUGACCAUAAUUGGAAUAGUGGAUAUCAUCUUUGCUCCUCUUUGCCUCUUCCUAAGAAAUCCACCGGGACAAGAAGAGAAAAUUGCUAUUUUGAUGGACACCAAUUGUUCAAUGAAGACGAGGUCCUACUCUACGCAGGGGAUGUACUACCAGGGAGAAAACAUGGAUCCAGAAUAUGACGAUUAUGAUUAACAGGACACCAGCCAUGCAGGUUAACCCUCCAGAUGAUUUAUUUUGUUGUACAAAAAAAGGAAUACAGAAGAAAAAAAAAACAGCCAAGAUAUUUCCAUGUGAAUGUUUCGCAUUCAGUCUUCAUUGUUCUGUGUCCUCUUAGCAGUUGUACUGGAGCAAACCAAAGUUGUUCUUGAUCUGUGGUUGCAAAUGCAUUGUGUGAGAGAUAUUUUUUUAGCCAACAGCCUUAUUCAGUAGAGAGAUGUUGUCAAAAAGACCUUUUAGGUAGUAGGAGGGUGCUGACCAACAAGUACGCUUUGCUGAUUUAUUUUGGAUACAAAAUUCUCUUAGUUUAUUUGUCAGUCGGUCAGUCAUUUCUAUCUACUCUACGUUCAUGAUACUGUCUAGAGUGUUAUUAUCGGACCUUGUGCAAGCUGUUAUUAUAUUGGGUAAUUGUGUGGUAUGUCAAAAAACUGUUAUUUGUUUAAAGUCCAAGAGGAUUUGUUGGCCUAGUCUGUGGUCCUUGUUUGCAUUGAAGCAUUAACAAAAAGUAAAAGUCAAGCCAUUUUUAGCUGCUUAAGAAAAGGAUGAGGAAUGUAUUCUAAAACUCAAUAUAGAUAAAUGAUAUCCUCCUAAGAACAGAACCUACAGAAGCUUGCAUUAUGGAAACUUCAAAGACAGAGAUGAUAUAAAGCUGCUGUUUAUAUUGUUUUUAUGAAGUAAAUUAUUGAUACUGUAAAUUAUCAAAUCUUGGCCUUUAUUUACCUCAGCUGCAGGAAUAACCAGGCACAAAACUAAUGUUACAGACAGACUUUAUUUGUGAUCCCGCUGUUACCCAGUUACUGCAAAUGCUAAACUUCAUUUGUACAUUUCCACAGCACUGAUUCCAUCCAUACAACAACAGAGUUAUGUCAUACUCAACACUGUGCUGCGAGUUUGUCUGUUAAAACAGAAAUACUGUUUACAUGUAUAUUCACUUCUAGUAAUUUUUCUGAAUUGAAUUUGACUUCUGAGAUUAAAAUUCAACACUUCCUGCAGAGUUUUCCCCUUCAAAAGUCUGUCUUAAUUUGUUCAGACUGUCUACAUUCAUAGUGAUUUUCAGAUCUGUGGUGAGGAGUAUCAUCUAAUGAGACAUUUUUAUUUCAAGCCCAACAUUUUGGUAUGGUCUUUUAGAGUCCUUUGCUCUAUGUAGACACCUCACCUUGCCAAGCUGGUUUGAAUCCCUCCCUCCAGGCCGUGUACAUCACAUACCAGUUUGUAAUCAGGAUUUUCUGUAAGGUUCACAAGAACACUUCCUGAAGAAGUACAGCUGUCUGGGCUGCCUACACCAGGGUGGAGCUGUGUAAUGACCGUGACAGGUUCUCUGGGUCAAUAUCACUAUAAAGUGCCUUUGGUGUCCUCAGCAGAAUUGCCCAGUCGUCAUGAAAAUGGAGCAAAAAUAAUGAAACUCUGAGGUCUUAUUAUAAAUGGCCACACAUUUAUACACAUAUCAGUACAAUGACAAGUCUCCAAAAAUGUGUUUCCUUCAUUUUAUACUCUUUUUUUUCAUUGGAUAUACGUGAUUUUGGUAUUUCCCACACACCGCUCCGCCUACUACAGUGUGUGUAAUUAGUGGUUAAAUGAUACUAAUUCAGAAAAACAAUUACAUGGUAAUAUUAUCCACAACAAGUUAUUUGAUGAAAUGAGUAAUUUUGAUCAUAUAUAUUUUAUUUUCAUAGUCAUUUCAAACAUGUUUCAUGUGUCCCUGAAAUUGCAGUCCACCCUGUCAUUAUGGGGUAACUGCCCCUUUAAGAAACCCUCUGACGCGCUCAGUGACACUUUUCCCGCCAAUUUGUCUUUCUUUAAUGGAGAAUGAAACAGUGGCUAGUUGCAACAUAAGUAUUUACGCUUAUAUUUAGUCAUUUUCAUCACAAUAUGUGUGUAGCUGAAUGUAUUCAAGCUUAACAUGUCCACCCUGUCAUAGUGAAAUAUCAGGUAAUAUAAAAACCUUUCUGAAAUCUGAAAUAUAUUUUCUAAACAGUAAACAGUCAACUUGGUAACUGAGGCAUGUUACUAACUGAAGGGCCAUCCAUGCUAAAUUAAAUGCUAAAAUUAGCCCAAUUGGGGGGACAUAUUUUGCUGUUUGCAUGUUCAUUGUCUGCCUAUAGUUACUUUGUAAAAAAAAGUGUGAGAGCUUGACCAACAUGCAUUUCUAACAGCAUAACCUCUACCUACUACAAUAAAUAUGAAAUUAAAUGGAAAAUUUGAACUUUUUUUUUUAAUGGGGAAGUCUCAAAGGCACCUUAUGUUGAUAUUGACUCCUCUACAUAUUGUUCCAGAGUGUGUGUGCUCACCUCCUUUAAUCAACAAUCAGCUACUUGGUUUUGCUGACAUGGAACAUUAGAUGUUUUGUGUCUACCACUCUGCAAAAGUAUUCAGUUCCUCAUAAUUCUUUGAAAUCAGGCCAGUGACGGCAGUGUCAUCCACUUUGCCCGUUUUCAGUCUUAUUCUAACGCAGUUGGAAAAUGUUACAAAAGUGGGGACCUGCAGAAAAUGUGUGGGCUCCAGAGGUUUCUCCAUGGUUCCCUCACUUGACAACAGUGAAGCAGCAGGAAACUGCAUAUUGAUUGACAGCUCGAUGGAUCUACCCACCGGCGGCCGAGUGGUGGGGGAGGUGUCAGCGUUUCUUGGCGACCUUGACACUUCCUGUGUUACUGCCCUGAGCCAUCAUUAAUGUUAUUACUGAACUGUCAGCUGUAGAAAAUGUCUGUUGUCACAUGUGACAAGUGUGUCGUAGUUGUGUAGUGUGUUUUUUGAAAGUUUUCCUUAGCCAGUAUACACUGUAUUUCAUUUACGUUGGUUUUCACCAAUAUGCAUUAAAGGAAUAGUUUGACAUUUUGGAAAAUACGCUUAUUUUCUGUCUUGCAAAGAGUUACAAGAAAAGAUUGUCAAACUAGUCCUUGAAGUAAAGAUAUCAUAUUUCAUGUUUAUAGUUAAUAAUCAUACAUUUACCAAUCCUAUCAAAAACAUCAAAUAUAAAAAAGUUGUUUCCACCACUAUUGUGUUCUUAUUGUAGUAGGAAAACCUCUCGAACUAUACAGCGAAUAGAAUGCUGGAGCUCAGUAUCUCAUCAAAUACUCAAAUACGUAAUUGUUGGUCAUUUCAGAAUGAUGUCACACUUAAAUCAUUCAUGUAAGUUUGUUUUAUUUUCCUUGACAAUCAUGACAUUGUACAAAAAUUAUAUAAUCAUAUUGCAUUCUAUCAUAUCGGUCUGUCAUAUAUGAGGCUGACCUGAGAUCUUUACUGAAAUACCAAUAUCCACCUUACAGAUUGGUUUAACACAGCUGAUGCCACUGGUUGCCUUUUGUUCUCAGAGAUUAAACUCCAAAGUCCAAAGGUGUUCAUCAUGUCCUUCAGUCAACUAGUCAAUGUCUGUUUUCUCUGUUUAGACCACUGAUAAGUAGACAUAGGGAAGGAUAUUAAAAUACAGUAUGUAAAUCAGCAUGUUUUUCUGAAGUGUUUGCAUAAUACGUGUUUAUCAUGCCUUAAAUUGUUGUUGCAGUAAUUGUAAAUAAUUAAUAAAAUGCUCAGUGCAAUUGG
This is a messenger RNA of Centropristis striata (black sea bass), 5500 nucleotides long. It is a transcript of the gene slc18a2, whose product is annotated as solute carrier family 18 member 2. The record is from RefSeq and is a predicted model, not a curated record. The transcript has 15 exons. Lineage: Eukaryota; Metazoa; Chordata; Actinopteri; Perciformes; Serranidae. Gene Ontology annotation, molecular function: xenobiotic transmembrane transporter activity; serotonin:sodium:chloride symporter activity. The coding region runs from base 389 to 1942 and encodes 517 amino acids. Gene Ontology annotation, cellular component: synaptic vesicle membrane; terminal bouton. Gene Ontology annotation, biological process: xenobiotic transport; aminergic neurotransmitter loading into synaptic vesicle; transmembrane transport.